AUGUCUCCGAAACGACUUUUUGCUCUCUCUCUAUCUAUCUAUCUAUCUAUCUAUCUAUCUAUCUAUCUUACUCAUUCCUUUCUCUUUUUGUCCCCUCCCUCUUUUUCUAAUUCCCACACAUUCCCCUCCAUCUCUCUUGGAGUUUCUCUUUUCUUCUCUCUUUUAUAUCUGUCUCUUUCCGAAUCUUUUUGUAUCUAUUUGUCUGUCUGUACUUUGUAUCUCUCUCACUCUCUGUUUCUGUCUGUCUGUCUGUCUCUCUCUCUCUCACCCCCUCUCUCUCUCACCCCUCUCUCUCUCUCUCUUUGUCUCAGUAUAUCUGUCUCCGAAUCUUUUUGUCUGUCUGCACUUUGUAUCUCUCUCUCUCUCUGUUUCUGUCUCUCUGUCUGUCUGUCUCUCUCUCCUCUCUCUCUUUGUCUCAGUAUAUCCGUCUCUGAGUCUUUUUGUCCGUCUGCACUUUGUAUCUCUCUCUCUCUCUCUCUCUUUCUGUCUGUCUGUUUGUCUGUCUCUCUCUCUCUCUUCUGUCUGUCUGUCUGUCUGUCUCUCUCUCUCCCCUCUCUCUCUUUGUCUCAGUAUAUCUGUCUCUCUCCGAAUCUUUUUGUGUCUAUUUGUCUCUCUGUACUUUGUAUCUCUCACACUCUGUUUCUGUCUGUCUGUCUGUCUGUCUGUCUGUCUGUCUCUCUCUCUCUCUCUCUCUCUCUGCCAUAUGCUACAUAG
Molecule: messenger RNA, 714 nt
Organism: Acanthosepion pharaonis
Lineage: Eukaryota; Metazoa; Mollusca; Cephalopoda; Sepiida; Sepiidae
Source: the annotation of a GenBank genome assembly